AUGCUCUUGUCUCGCGUCGACCGCUUCCCAUGUUCUGGCGACCGCUGCUCCGAAUGCGCGCUCUCGUUCCCCCACUCUGAUCACCCGCCAUCACCGCCUGGACUCGGUUUGCCGCCACUCGGCCUGCCACUCGGCCUGCCACUCUCAAAACACGUAUCAUCCAUCCUCCCCCUACAGAACUGACAAAACACCCAGUCGAGGGCUUCUCCGCCGGGCUGAUCGACGAUGACAACGUCUACGAGUGGGAAAUCACCAUCUUCGGGUCCGUACGACCCUCCCCCCACCCGUCGGACUCGAUCCACGACUAACCCCCGCUCAUCUUCUACAUCGUCCUGCCACCUUUCCCUACCACCCUUCCAGUCCUCCCGACACAUUGUACGAAGGUGCCUUCCUCCGAGCGACGCUGACGUUCCCGCAAGACUUCCCACUCCGACCGCCCAAGAUGAAGUUCUUGACCGAGAUGUGGCACCCCAACAGUGCGUUCGCUACGAGAGAUACAGGCGAGACGUCGAUGCUGACUCCUCCGAAUCGACCGUCGGGCUGCGCGCAGUCUACAAGAAUGGUGAAGUCUGCAUCUCGAUCCUCGUAAGUCCGAGCGGCGAGUCUUGACCUUGACGAACCAGCAUUGAGCCGCUUGUUCCUCCCUCCCUCCCCAGCAUGAACCUGGAGCCGAUCAGUACGGGUUCGAAGACGCCUCCGAACGAUGGUUGCCUGUUCACGGCGUCGAGUCGAUUGUACGUGCUUCGACAGACCCGAUUGACCUACUCCGAGCGAUCGGCUGACGAUGCAACACAUGCCGAUUACCCCAAAACAGUUGAUCUCGGUCAUCUCGCUCCUGUCCGCGGACACGCCGAAUACUGACUCGCCCGCCAACGUCGAUGCUGCAGUACGUCCCACAUGAACGUUCUGCGUCGAAUCAGCUUGGCAUGCUGAUCCUCCCCUUCACCAUCCUCGAUGCGUACAGAAGGAAGUGAGGGAAGACAUCCAAGGCUACCGCAAAAAGGUCCGACGACUGGUCAGGAAAUCCGCCGAGGAUUGCUUCUAG
Microbotryum saponariae is the source of this 1045-nucleotide messenger RNA. Lineage: Eukaryota; Fungi; Basidiomycota; Microbotryomycetes; Microbotryales; Microbotryaceae. The record is from the annotation of a GenBank genome assembly.